AUGAGGGCAUUCAUCAAAUCACAAGAUGAGAAGGCUUGGAGAUCUAUACUCUUGGGUUGGACUCCACCAAUUGAAAAAGAUGAUAAAGGUAAUUCAAAGGUAAAAUCUGAACUUGAGUGGUCCAUUGAAGAUGAAAAAUUAUCUGGUUAUAAUAAUAAAGGUUUGCAUGCAAUUUUUAAUGGUGUUGGUGAAGGCUUUAUAAAAUUGAUAUCAUCUUGUAAAUCUGUAAAGGAGGCGUGGAAAAUCCUUCAAACUCAGUUUGAAGGUACCACUGAUGUAAAGAGAUCACGUUUUACCAUGUUGCAAACUAGAUUUGAUGAAUUAAGAAUGUUGGAAACUGAAACUUUAUCUCAGUUUUAUGAAAAGUUGUUUGACACGAAAUUGCUAGCAAUGAAGGAGGCUAAGGAUUUUGGCAAAAUGAAGGUUGAAGAGCUUAUGGGUUCGUUAAGAACAUUUGAGUUAAAUCAACAAAUAAAGCAAAAGGGUAAGUCGAAUCCUUCAAUUGAAAAAAACAAAGGUAUUGCAUUUAAAGUUUCUAAAAUAGAUGUUUCUGAUGAUGAGAAAGAUGAUGAAAUGGCCUUGUUAACAAGAAAUUUUCAAAAGUUCAUGAAAAAGAAUAAAAAAGGUUUUAAUGUUACUUGGAGUGAUGAUGAUUCUGAAAGUAGUGAAAAGGAAAAUGAGAAAGUUGCUUUAACCAGUGUUUUGUCAAGUGCUUUUCAGGAAAGAGGAAAAAUUUUGUGUUUAAAAAAUACCUUGACUGAUGUCGAUAAAAAGGAAAUUGACUCGGAUUCAGACAAGUCAAAACGCAAUGAUGAAUCAUUGGCUGAAUCAUACAAGGAUAUUCUGAUUCAACUUUACAGUGUUGUUUUUACAGUUGAACGUUCUGUUUCUACAGAAAUGAAGCAGUCAGGUAAACCUGAAAAUUCUCAUGGGAAAAAGAAGCGUUUCAUUCCCUCUUGUCAAUUUUGUGGAGUAAAAGGUGAUAAAGACUUUCUUGUCAAUAUUAGACCAAUGCAAUGUGGAGAAGUUACUUUUGGUAAUGGUCUAGCUGGAAAUGUCAUAGGGAUGGGAACUCUUAAUUUUGAAGGUCUACCUAGGCUUAAGAAUGUAAUGUUGGUUGAAGGACUAAGAGUUAAUCUUCUUAGCGUUAGUCAAAUUUGUGAUCAGGGUUACACUGUUAAUUUUGAUAGUAAUCGUUGCUAUGUUGUUAAUGACCAAGAUGAAAUUAUUUUGCAAGGGUUUGGAUCUAAUGAUAAUUGUUACACUCUCACUACCUAUGCUACUUGUCACUCUGCCAUAGAUAACUCUACUGAUUUAUGGCAUGAAAAGCUUGGACACAUUCAUUUCAAAAACUUGAAAAAACUGUCAAAUGCAGGAAUUAUUCGAGCAUUACCCAAACUGGGUAAAGAAUCUGUGGGAAAAUGCGAACCAUGUCAACUUGGUAAAAAACUGAAAAUUUCUCACAAAAGUAUUCCUGAUGCGAAUACUUCCAAAGUUCUUGAACUUCUUCAUAUGGAUCUAAUGGAUUGUAAUAUUGGAAAGAUUGUUCGGAUUUGGAGUGAUCAUGGAAAAGAAUUUGAAAAUACUGUUUAUGAUGAGUUUUGCAAAUCUAAAGGAUAUUCUAUUAACAGUAGGGCUUAUCGUGUUUAUAAUAUGAGAACCCAAACUGUGAUGAAAUUUGCUAAUGUUGUUGUUGAUGAUCUAAAAGAUUUCUCUGAGUUUUCCACAAAAGAACAUAUUGAAAGUUUGCUAGAAAAGUCUCCUGAACUAGUAGACGAUUUGGCUGCAAUCACAUAA
Molecule: messenger RNA, 1797 nt
Organism: Humulus lupulus (European hop)
Lineage: Eukaryota; Viridiplantae; Streptophyta; Magnoliopsida; Rosales; Cannabaceae
Exons: 7
Coding region: 1-1797 (598 amino acids)
Source: RefSeq, a predicted model, not a curated record